CAGACAUGGAUGCCUGUGUCAGUUGUCCAGAAGACCAGUACCCCAACAGCAGCCAAAUUGAAUGCAUUCCCAAGAUUCUAGUCCACCUUUCUUAUAAAGAAACGUUAGGGACCAUUUUAGCUAUCACAGCUAUUUCUUUCUCCUUGAUCACAAGUUUAGUACUUGGAACUUUUAUGAAGCACAAAGACACUCCCAUAGUCAAAGCCAACAAUGAGACCCUUACCUGCAUCCUCCUCAUCUCUCUCCUCCUUUGUUUCCUCUGCUCCUUACUCUUCAUUGGACAACCUGGGAAGAUCAUCUGCCUUUUUCGACAAAUUACCUUUGGCAUCAUCUUUUCUGUGGCUCUUUCAUCUGUGUUGGCAAAAACCAUCACUGUGAUUCUGGCAUUCAUGGCAACCAAACCAGGGACCAAGAUGAGGAAAUGGGUGGGGAAAGGACUUGCAAAUUCUAUUGUCCUUUCCUGCUCCUUUAUUCAAGCAGGCAUUUGUGCUCUUUGGUUAUUUACAUCCCCUCCAUUCCCCGAUAGAGACAUGCACACAGUGCAUGGAAAGAUAAUACUAGAAUGUAAUGAUGGUUCAGCAAUCAUGUUCUACUGUGUCUUGGGCUACAUAGGCAUCCUGGCCAUUGUCAGUUUGGUUGUGGCUUUCCUAGCCCGGAGGUUGCCAGACAGCUUCAAUGAGGCCAAAUUUAUCACUUUCAGCAUGUUGGUGUUUUGCAGUGUUUGGAUAACCUUUCUUCCAACCUACUUGAGCACUAAAGGAAAAUACAUGGUGGCUGUGGAAAUCUUCUCCAUCCUGUCCUCCAGUGCUGGAUUGCUUGGUUUCAUAUUUUUCCCUAAAUGCUACAUCAUUGUACUGAGGCCAGAGCUGAAUAACAGGGAGAUACUAAUAAGAAGAAAAUAA
This is a messenger RNA of Lacerta agilis (Sand lizard), 902 nucleotides long. RefSeq names its product vomeronasal type-2 receptor 26-like. NCBI's taxonomy places the organism in Eukaryota, Metazoa, Chordata, Lepidosauria, Squamata, Lacertidae. Gene Ontology annotation, biological process: G protein-coupled receptor signaling pathway. The coding region runs from base 6 to 902 and encodes 298 amino acids. Gene Ontology annotation, molecular function: G protein-coupled receptor activity. The record is from RefSeq and is a predicted model, not a curated record. Gene Ontology annotation, cellular component: membrane. The transcript has a single exon.